AUGCCACUAGAAAACGAAAAUGGGGGGCACUACUCGAUGAACAUGACUGCUAGUCCGGAGGCAAACAUCUUCCAAGACUUCCAGCAAUUCACCAACAGGUUCAGUGCCGACGAAUGGACUGAACACCUCCAAACACCCGUCAUGAACUCUAGAGACCCCACUAUAGGACAUGGGGUCUUGGACCAGAUAUACGAUAGUUCGAACCCUUACCCCCAGAAUAUGGGGUUAGACCCUUCCGAUGAUACCGAGUUUGAAACCUCUACAACCAGAGAACACCAGUUGAGUCUCGAAGACGAGCUCCUCCUCACCCUGAGAAAUGAGAGGAGCAAGACAUAG
Messenger RNA from Penicillium hordei, 336 nucleotides. RefSeq lists its product as uncharacterized. The record is from RefSeq and is a predicted model, not a curated record. Bases 1 to 336 code for a protein of 111 amino acids. NCBI's taxonomy places the organism in Eukaryota, Fungi, Ascomycota, Eurotiomycetes, Eurotiales, Aspergillaceae. The transcript has a single exon.